AGGAGGGUUUCACAAAUGUGUUGGUUGAUUGCAUCAGACAGUAGACGAAUGAAAUGAUACGUUUGAGGAAUUCCUGAAAAAUCAUUAAUACGCAGAAUAAUGUUUAAAUAUUAACUAGGAAGUCAAAUUGGCUGUUAAUGUAAGAACGUAGUGACAAAUAUAGUAUGUUAGUCAAAGCGGAAAGGGCACUCCGCGUAAUCUUUAUUUUCCAUUCGCAAGAGUCAAACACCGGGAAAGUCAUUAUAGGCCCACACACAUCCAGGGAGUGAAGAUACGUGUAAACAUCUGCUCUCAAAAUAUACUCCACUGUUCAUCUCAUCAGAUAUCUCUGAUACUACAGUAUGUGGUGAGUGAUCCAGCACUAUGUCCCAGCAUGCAUUGCUGUCGGCGGGGACCAAGUCAUGGCGCUCCCUGGCCUGCUCACGAUCAGAGCUCCGUUUGGACCUCACACUAGGCUGCGGACAGAGCUUCCGCUGGCGAGAGACAGGAGAUGGCCACUGGACCGGAGUGAUGGGGGGACGAGUGUGGACUCUCACCCAGACAGACGACACACUAUGGUACCACACAUACAAUAGCCCCAACACCAUGGGAGGGGAUGGGAGGAAGCGGAGGGCAGGUUCCUUGCUCCAGGGGUCAAAAGGGUCAGGGAAAAGAUCCAAGGGAGUGAUAGAGGUGAAGGAGGAAGAAGAGGGGGAGCCAGUGGCUGUGACCCCAGACAGGAAGGAGGAAGAGCUGCUGAAUGAUUAUUUCCAGCUGAAGGUGAAGCUGGGGGAUCUGUACAGAGAUUGGGGAGCAGCCGACCCACACUUUAACAGCAUUGCCAAGAUCUUCACAGGUGUGCGUAUGCUGCGUCAGGACCCCACAGAGUGCCUGUUCUCCUUCAUCUGCACCUCUAACAACCACAUAUCUCGUAUCCAGGGCAUGGUGGAGAGGCUGUGCCAGUCCUUGGGCACCCCUCUGUGUCAGCUGGACCAGACCAGCUACCACGACUUCCCCUCCCUGCAUGCACUCGCAGACAACAGUGUGGAGGCUUGUCUGAGGGACCUGGGGUUUGGAUACAGGGCCAGGUUCCUGCAGCAGAGUGCAAGACAGAUCCUGGACUCUCACGGUGGGCCCCAUUGGCUCCAGGGGCUCCGCAGUGCCCCCUACCUGCAGGCACGUGACGCACUGCGCACCCUGCCCGGGGUAGGCCCCAAGGUGGCAGACUGUGUGUGUCUGAUGUCUCUGGAAAAGGCCUGUGUUGUGCCUGUGGAUACACACGUGUGGCAAAUCGCAAAACGAGACUACAGUUGUGCGGCAGGCAACGGGCAGAAGAGCCUCACAGACAAGGUCCACCGUCAAAUAGGGGACUUCUUCAGGCAGCUGUGGGGUCCUUAUGCUGGUUGGGCACACUCGGUGUUGUUCUGUUCCGACCUGAAGAAGUUCCAGAAGCUGAAAGAAACACACUCUCUGAAACAGGAGGAGGAGGAGAAGGUCAAGAUAAAGGCGGAGGGAGAGGGAAUAAACAAGACAAUUCAAAAAAUGUGUAAUAGAAAGGUGAACAUGUCUGUGAAGGAGGAGGUGGAGUGAGGUCAGUAGAAGUUAUGUGUUGGUGAUUUAUGUUAUUUCAGGAAGCUAACCUGAAUGUAUGUCAUUCUUUGCACACCUCUCUGGAGCAACUAGGCUAUGAGUCUGACUGUUUUACCUGUUCUCUUCAGGUUCAUGACAUGAUUAACUGCAAACCAAGGUCGCUGUCAGUGGAGAUUGUUCCUGAUCACUUUGUAGAAUGAUGUAAAACAGAGCUAAAUGUGAUACACGCUUUAAUAGAGAGUUCACUCUGAACCAGACUUCUCACAUUAUCUGUCAUACAUUUAUGUUCAGCUCUAAACUGAAGGCUGGUGUUUAAUUUUACUGCAAUUUCUGUCUGUGAAUGAAGCUCUAUAGGUAUGUGUCAUUUUCCACUGCCGUCUCUACAUAUGAACUACAAACAUAGAAACCGUGUGUUUAUCAUAUCUUUUCUAGAUGAAUGGACCACUACACAGACUCUGUAACAGUUCAUUUUUAUACUGAAAUUAACAGGUUUUGGACUACUUUCCUUUGUCAGUGUUGUUUGGAGAUUAUGCACACAUUUUGAAUAAGUCUAUUUGUGGAUAAUCCCACUCCUUUGAUCCCCUAUAUUUGUCUUUCCAUCAGUGUAGUAUGCUUAGACCAUAGAGUUAGAGGACUCUAGUUGGAUAAAUGGGACAUAUAUUAUAUCCCUAUUAUUCUCUAUGACCCAGACAGAAAAGGUGCAGAGCGUCAGAGGUGGCCUCUAGAUGGCAAUAAGAUAUGGGAAGAUUCUGCAUCAUAGUAUCAUGUGAUUUUUCCAGGUCAGUCACUGUUAAAAGAUUAUUCUACUUUAUUCUUCAUUGUUUGCUGAGCUUAUAUUAAGUAUUCAAUGGCCCUCAGGGUAGCCUAUGUGCCAAUGCAUUUAGCGGUGUUGACGUGUGCAGGUUCGUAUGUCCAAAAAUGUUGUCCAUUACUGGUGCAAUACACACUCAAUCUCUCUUGACGAUUCUAUAUGUUUACUGUGCAUAUCUGUGAGUCUGUCCAAAAUAAGCAGUAUAUCCGGCCAGCUGUGAAAUGCCAUGGUGUCUGUACAUGUAUCUAUAGGCAUUAGUCAGGUGCGUCAGCAUGUCUGUUUAUAGUUGGGAUUGCAGUUAUCUGCCCUCAGUGCUAUGAGCUAUAAGUGUGUGUAUGUCACUCUGGGCUGUCACUGGUGUCUAGGAUAGUGUGGGCUAUAUGGGAGUCACUGGGAGAGUUUGACUGUAAUAUAACCUGUAUGUAACGUAGAUCUUUUUUUAG
Oncorhynchus mykiss (rainbow trout) is the source of this 2823-nucleotide messenger RNA. It is a transcript of the gene ogg1, whose product is annotated as 8-oxoguanine DNA glycosylase. The record is from RefSeq and is a predicted model, not a curated record. Gene Ontology annotation, cellular component: nucleus. Gene Ontology annotation, biological process: base-excision repair; base-excision repair, AP site formation; nucleotide-excision repair. Gene Ontology annotation, molecular function: damaged DNA binding; 8-oxo-7,8-dihydroguanine DNA N-glycosylase activity. NCBI's taxonomy places the organism in Eukaryota, Metazoa, Chordata, Actinopteri, Salmoniformes, Salmonidae.